Molecule: messenger RNA, 2061 nt
Organism: Lotus japonicus
Lineage: Eukaryota; Viridiplantae; Streptophyta; Magnoliopsida; Fabales; Fabaceae
Exons: 8
Coding region: 481-1644 (387 amino acids)
Molecular function (GO): RNA binding; methyltransferase activity
Source: RefSeq, a predicted model, not a curated record
GAAUGCUUUAUAACUCAGAAAAGCUUGUUUUUUAUUUACAAGUGCAUUAACUAUAAAAAGAAGAUGAAUUUUGGCUCAAAUGCAUAGAUGGACAUGGUCAUUUUUUUUUACUAAUUCUUUUACCAAAUUUUCAAAAUAUAAAUAAAAAUGAUUGAUGUGUAAAGUAGUACUGUUGUUAGUAAAUAGAUUAAUUCAACUAGAUUCUUAGCUCUAACUUUGGUUUGUCUCAUUGUCUGUCUAGGCUUGUUACAUGUUUAAUGUUUUCCCCUAUGUAUUUUAAGCAAAAUGUCAUAUAACAGUUGCAAUUGUUUUGAAUUGUGUCUAUCAUUUCUAAAUUAGUUGCUGGUGCUCCACAUUAAAAAAAGAAGGAAAAAGGACCCUAGAAGCACCAACUUUGAUGGCUUCAUUUUUGGUUUGGUAGGUGUUGCAAAGGUUGUUCUGAAAAAGGGGAAGACACAACUCUUCAAGGAUGGAAACCCAAUGGUGUACAGCGGAGCCGUUGAUAGAAUUAUUGGGAGGCCGCCUCCGAAGACUGGAGAUAUUGUUGUGGUAGCAGAUGGGACUGAGAAGCCAAUAGGAUGGGGCUUGUACAACUCAGUUUCUAUGUUCUGUGUUCGGCUUAUGCAGUUUGAGGAUGAAGCUAUCAGCGAUUCAUCAUUUCCAUUGAACAUGGAAAAACUGCUUGAAACUAGAAUUCAUGCUGCCGUUGAAUUGCGUAGAAGGCUGGGUCUUCCUUCAGUCCAUACAAAUGCAUAUCGUUUAAUCAAUAGUGAGGGUGACAGAUUAUCAGGAUUAAUAAUUGAUGUCUUUGGAGAUGUAGCUGUGGUAGCAUCAUCUGCUGCUUGGGUUGAGAAGUACAAGUCAGAGAUAGAGGCAUGCAUCAGGAAAAUUGAUUAUAUCAAUUAUAUAAAUUGGAGGCCAUCUAUUGAUAUAUUAAAGGAAGAUGGAGUUGAUGUGUCUGAUUUAGAGGAUUUGAAUUCAUCUACUUGUCCUGAAAGAACAAAGAUCAUGGAAAAUGGAAUUGUGUACACAAUUUCACUGAACGGCCAGAAGACUGGAUUCUAUGCAGAUCAGCGUGAGAAUCGUCAAUGUAUAUCAAGUAUAUCAGAUGGUCAAAAGGUUCUUGAUCUAUGUUGCUAUAGUGGUGGUUUUGCUUUAAACGCAGUGACUGGAGGUGCUCUUGAUGUUACUGGUGUUGACACAUCACUACCAGCUCUAGAGCUUGCUAAAGAAAAUGUUGUACUUAACAACAUUGAUCCAGGAAGAAUAUCCUUUUUGAAACAAGAUGCAACAAAGUUUAUGAAGAAUGCUCUCUUGAGAGAUGAAUCCUGGGAUAUUGUCAUCAUUGAUCCUCCUAAAAUGGCACCAUCAAAAAAGGUUCUACAUAGUGCAUCUGGUAUGUACAGAAGUAUGAAUUCGCUUGCGAUGCAACUUACAAAAAGAGGUGGUCUUCUGAUGACCUGUUCUUGUUCUGGAGCUGUGACCCAGAGUGGGAUAUUCCUGCGUAUCCUUCAGGGUGCAGCAUCUAUGGCAGGGAGGAAAAUCACUGUUCUAAGACAGGCUGGAGCAGCUUGUGAUCAUCCUAUUGAUCCGUCAUACCCAGAAGGCGCAUACCUAUCCAACGUUCUAUUAAGAGUUUCAUGACUAUUACAUCAAUUAAAUUUCUCAUAUGUAACUUAAUAUUUUGAUGCAAUUUUGCAGGGUUUUUUUUUUUUUUUUUUUUUUUAUGUUAGAAGAAAUGUCUUUUACUCAAAUUAAUUGAAAAAAAAGAAUCGGUUUAUUUCAUUUGAUUAUCUAUCAUCAAACUGAUUUAUUCAUCAUUGAAGUCAAGGUCAUGAUCCUUAGCAUAACAUGCUCAGCCGCAACAUUAGAUGAACAAGGGAUGAAAUCAGCAUGAAACCUUGUAAAUCAGGAUGCAAUCUCAAAGAUGUCUCGGAAGAUUGUUCAGUUAUAUAUUGAGAUCCAAAUACAAUAUUGCUGUUAACAUUAUUUUGGGUUGCCCUGCAACUAUAUGUCUGAAUUCCAUUUAUAAAUUAGCCUCUCUUUCUACCUCUUAUUUCU